Messenger RNA from Thamnophis sirtalis, 4971 nucleotides. Lineage: Eukaryota; Metazoa; Chordata; Lepidosauria; Squamata; Natricidae. The record is from RefSeq and is a predicted model, not a curated record.
ACAGGGCCGUCGGGCUGGGUGCGGCGAGGAGGGGGGGUUGGCCUGGCCUGGGAAGAUUCAGCCGCCGACAUGCCUGGAAUAGACAAGCUGCCUAUCGAGGAGGCGCUGGAAGACAGUCCUCAGACACGAUCUUUACUGGGUGUAUUUGAAGAAGAUGCUGCUGCAAUUUCCAGAUAUAUCAACCAGCUGUAUAAAGCUAUGCAUCGAAUUUAUGAUGCACAGAAUGAACUCAGUGCGGCAACACAUUUGACUUCAAAGCUUCUAAAAGAAUAUGAGAAACAGCGCUUUCCUUUGGGUGGUGAUGAUGAAGUUAUGAAUUCUACUCUUCAGCAGUUUGCCAAAGUGAUAGAUGAGCUCAGUUCUUGUCAUGCGGUACUAUCAACUCAAUUAGCAGAUGCCAUGAUGUUUCCUAUCACACAGUUCAAAGAAAGAGAUAUAAAAGAAAUUCUGACUUUGAAAGAGGUUUUCCAGCUCUCCAGCAAUGAUCAUGAUGCUGCAAUUACCAGAUAUAGUCGACUGUCAAAAAAAAGAGAAAAUGAGAAGGUCAAAUAUGAAGUUACAGAAGAUGUAUAUACUUCUCGGAAAAAACAACAUCAGACUAUGAUGCAUUACUUCUGUGCAUUAAAUACACUGCAGUAUAAGAAGAAAAUUGCUAUGUUGGAACCCUUACUAGGUUAUAUGCAGGCUCAGAUUAACUUCUUUAAGAUGGGCUCAGAAAACCUUUCUGAACAGCUGGAAGAAUUUUUAACAAAUAUCGGGACAAGUGUGCAGGACGUUCGCAGGGAAAUGGAUCAUGAAGUGGAGACGAUGCAACAGACUAUAGAAGAUUUGGAAAUAGCCAGUGAUCAACUUUAUUUACCAGAUCCUGAUACUACAAAAUUUUUGGUCCAAAGAAACCUUACUCGCAAGGCUGGUUAUCUAAAUGCAAGAAAUAAAACAGGACUGGUGUCUUCCAGUUGGGACAGACAGUUUUACUUCACACAGGGUGGAAACUUAAUGAGCCAAGGAAGAGGUGAAGUUGCUGGAGGGCUGGUAAUGGAUAUAGACAAUUGUUCAGUAAUGGCUGUGGAUUGUGAAGACCGAAGAUACUGCUUUCAAAUAACAUCUUUUGAUGGCAAAAAGUCUUCAAUUUUGCAAGCUGAGAGCAGAAAAGAUUACGAAGAAUGGAUAUGCACAAUAAACAAUAUCUCUAAACAGAUUUACCUCACCGAAAACCCAGAGACAAUCUCGGCCUCCCACAAAUCGUACAAGUAGCACUGGAUCUUUGGGAUCUGAUUCAACGUCAUUGUCCGCACUUUCCUUGGACUCAAUCGUUGCACCUGAUACGCCUAUACAAUUUGAUAUCAUUUCUCCAGUAAGUGAAGACCAGCCUGGUCAAAUAAAAACUCCAGGCCAGUCAGGCAGACGUACAAAUCCUUUUGGAGAGUCUGGUAGAACCAAAUCAGAAACAGAAGAUUCUAUCCUUCAUCAGCUAUUUAUUAUAAGAUUCCUUGGCUCUAUGGAAGUGAAGUCAUAUGAAAGUCCUGAUGUUGUUUAUGAAACAAUGCGUCAAAUACUAGCAGCUCGAGCUAUACAUAACAUUUUCAGAAUGACAGAAUCACAUUUGUUAGUUACGUGCGAUUGUUUAAAGUUAGUUGAUCCACAAACACAAGUUACAAGACUCAGGUUUCCUUUGGCAAAUAUAGUUUUGUAUGCUACGCACCAGGAGAACAAGCGUCUUUUUGGAUUUGUUCUUCAUACGUCAGCAGGAAGAGCAGAUGGUAGACCAACUUCAGUCUGCUACAUAUUUGAAUCAAAUAACGAAGGGGAAAAGAUUUGUGAUUCCGUGGGACUUGCAAAACAGAUUGCAUUGCAUGCUGAAUUGGAUCGAAAAUCAUCAGAAAAGCAGAAAGAAUUAGAAAGAGAAAAGGAAAAAAAGCAAAAAGAGCUCAAUAAACAGAAACAAAUUGAAAAGGAUUUAGAAGAGCAAAGUCGAUUAAUUGCGGCUUCUAGUCGAUCCAACCAGAGUGUUGGUGAAGGACAGUUUGUAGUUCUUAGCAAUAGCCCAUCAGAAGACAGUGAUUUGGGUGAAGAUGGAAAGAAGAAGCAAGAAUCUGAUGCGUGAAACACCUUCAGUUAGAAGCCUUUGAACCUCUUAUCUGAAAUGAUAAAUUGAAAUGUAAAUUUACAAUUUACAAAACAAAUCAUGUAAAUUUAUUUUACAUGAUCCAACUCUGUAUUCUCACUCGUUAAGGUUGAUCUUUCUUAAAUGGCUCAGUGUAAAUAUGGAUUUUUGUUCUCAUACCAUAAAGAAACGUAGUGAAAUGUUCAUGGCUGUAGCAGAUUUGGAUAUUACAAAACUUAUUCUGUUUCAAUUACCUAGCUGUUCUGGUGACUUAGAAAGUAAUUUGUGUAACUUAAGAAGUAGAUAGAAAAUCUUUAUCUUCGGUUUCUUUUCUUUGUUUUCAGAGAGGUUUUGUUUUAGUCUCCUGCAGUAAAAUAAGAGAGUCUUGUUCUACUUUUAAAUACUAACAUUUGAUCUCAUAACAAUUGAGUCAUAUUAGUCUUCAAAGAGUCCUAAGCCUCUGAACAAAAAGCCAAUUUUGAUUUCUAAAAACGGCUGGGUCAAUAAUGGAAGCAGCCUGAUAACUUUUAAUUAAUGCUUUCGAUAGGCAUGUGCUUGUGUCUAGAGUGUAUGAGUUCAAGGAAAUCAGUGUCACUCCAAUAUUGUUUUAAGGUGAAAUAUGAGAAUAUCAUUUUUACUUGAAAUUUUACUGGCUGGUAGUGAUCUUGGCUUCUCCUCUUUAUCCAUAGAGCACUUUUAUGGAGGGUGGCAAAGACAUUCAACCAAACACUGGAAAGUACUUUGGAGUGUCAAUGCACUGUGUAUAUUUGUAACAUUAUACAAAUUGAUUUUUAAAUGUCUAGAUGAGAAUAAAGUGCAUACACUUCUAACAGAAUUGCCAUGAUUAUUGGAAUCAAGUUUUGUAAGUGUCUUCUCAUUAGCAAAAGUUGGAGAUUAUGUUGGUGAUAGAAACAGUUGCAUGGAAAAUCUGUCAGAUAAUUUUUCUAACACCUGUUGUCAUAUUUACCUAAAUCCACAUGCGAUAGAAAUACAUACAAAUUGCACACAUUUGCUAAAUCUGAGAAAAAACAGGCAGGUACUUAUAAUUCUAUAUCAGCUUAUUGAUUCGUGAAAAAUGUAGCAUGGAGUGAUUUUUCAUUCCAGUACGAGUAUACCAUAGAUACUGUAAGUUUAUCCUCUUUUAUAUUGAAAUGGGUAAGAAGAAAUUGUAUGGAAAUUGGAGGCAGAUCCCAGACUUUGGAGAAAAAACUGUUAACGGCCAAUUAACCUGGACUGGAAAAUCUUUUGAGAUCAAGUAGGGAUGUUUGUUCUUUGUUCUAAUUGCAAGGGAAUAAAAGAUGCUUGGAGACCCAAGAAAUAAAAGAGGAGCUUUGAUUGCUCACUGAGAAGUCUCCUGCCAAUUUUUGAAAGGUUUCCUUAUGUUUCAACUUGAGUAUAAAAUCGCAGAUAUGGAAAUCAUAUGUUCAAUUCUAUUUUAUGCAACCUCGCUCAAACUUGGCAAUAUCUGUUACAAUUGUUUAUCCACAGUUUACAGCUAUGUUUAAGCCACAUAAUACUAUGAAAUCAUAAAAUCAAAGUAAAUCACUAGUUCAUUUUAAACCAAUAGUGUGUAUAUUCUCUGUAAAGAUGUAUUAUAAUGUGAAUAAUACCAAAUGAUCUUUAUUAUAAAAAAGUUCACAGGCUACUGCUCUGGAGUUCGAAUGUACCCAUUUGCAGUUACUUACAAAAUCUAACUUGUAUGGAUUGUAUUCAGUGGCUUUAAUUCCCAGGUCAUAUUUUCUAGCGGGAAUGUUCUCUGGGUAGGAAAAAAAAGUAUGAUUUGGUUGUCUGAUAGGUUUAUUGCUUGGAGUCAGCAGUUCUGUUCUCGUUCUUCUGAAGGUAAACUCCACUGAACUGAGUGAAAUUUUACUUUUGCAUACAAAAGUAUACGGUAUGCGGUCAAGGCACAAAUGAACUUGGCAGUUGUGUUCUGUUGCUGGACAAGUGUAUUUUCUAAGUUGCCUUCUGUACUGAAUCAUAUUUCUAAGGACAACAUUCAAGUCAAAAUUGCUAUAUUUCUUUGAAUAAGAUAAUUAAUCUCUGAUGAACUAUAGAAACAUAUUUUGCCUGUAUUGUAAGCCAGAGACAUUCAAAUAAUUUUAUAGGAUUGAUUUAAAAAAUCAGGAUUGCUAUUUGUGAUAUCUCAACAAAAUUAUUACCCUGUUUAUUUUUCUUUUGUUUUCAUGAAACAAAUCACUGAAAUCACUUUCUUUCGACAAAUACAUGGGCUAACUAAGCACAUUUCUGCUUGAACAUUUUUUUUUCCCUCCCCUGUAGCAUAAUGUCCUUCACACUCCUGGGGAAAAUGAAUUGCACACAGGGACAUAUUUUUCUAAUUCAUGCAUGGAUAUUGUCAGGCAGUCAGUGAUCAUGACAUGGUGUAGGACUAAUCAUCCAUCAUGUAAAAGAGAAUGUUCCAUAAUGAAAUCUGUAAACGAACCAAGAGGUUUGAACAAGAAAUUGGGAUGACUUUUAUAAUACAGUGAAUUAAUCAGAAAGUAAAGAUUAAGUCUUGCUUCAGUGAUUGUGAUUUUUAAAUUGAAAGUUAAUUAAAACUCUUAAUUUCUCUUAAUAUUUGUAUUAAUAUUUAGUGAUUGUCUGCUCGAUAUUGUCAAUUGUAAAGUAAAAUCUUGAUACUAAUAAAACAAUUUGGGAAAAAAAUCAGCGAAAUCCAGUCAAUUUUAGAGGAUGCUUUUCUACAAUAUUUAUGUAAAUAUUUAGCAUUUGUUCUUCAAAGCACAUCAUAUAUUGGAAACAUAUAUUUCAAAAUACCUUUGUGAAAUGCAUUUUAAAUCUGUCAGUAAUGGAAGAAUAUCCAUAUAAAAGAGAUUCAUUUAUUGUACUUAAUAAAGCAAAACUAACAGCUG